This is a messenger RNA of Onychomys torridus (southern grasshopper mouse), 360 nucleotides long. RefSeq names its product transmembrane 4 L six family member 5 (gene Tm4sf5). The transcript is spliced from 3 exons. NCBI's taxonomy places the organism in Eukaryota, Metazoa, Chordata, Mammalia, Rodentia, Cricetidae. The record is from RefSeq and is a predicted model, not a curated record. The coding region runs from base 1 to 360 and encodes 119 amino acids. Gene Ontology annotation, cellular component: membrane.
AUGCUUCGCUCCGUCUUCUCCUCUGCCUUUGGGAUGCUUGGUGCCAUCUACUGCCUCUCGGUGUCGGGAAGUGGGCUCCGAAUUGGACCUAAAUGCUUAAUUAACAACAAGUGGGACUACCACUUCCGAGAAACCCAAGGCUCUUACUUACGCAAUGAUACUCUGUGGGAUUUAUGCGAGGCGCCACCUCACGUGGUUCCCUGGAACGUGACACUCUUCUCUCUGCUGGUGGUCGCCUCGAGUCUGGAAAUAGUGCUGUGUGGAAUACAGCUGGUGAAUGCGACCUUUGGCGUGCUGUGUGGCGAUUGCCGGAAAAAGGUGGGAACGGCGAAGUUCAGUGAGUUCGUGGACCACCCAUAA